CCUCAUCUAGCUACCUAGCCCAGCGCGCGUCGUCUUCUCUCAUGCUUCUCACCGUCCCCUGCUAUCUUUCUCGUUACUAGCUACGUGUAUGAGUCUCGUUCAACUUGCUUGGUUGACGCGAUAAUGUCCUGCUGGCGCGUGCUAGAGCUAUCCAAACAACCAGACGACGAACAGAUUCCACAACUUCUUGUCAAAUCAGUCUUCCAAGCGGACUCAUACAUUUUGCAUAUCACAGACCUAACUAACAUAUGGAGUGAAGAGCUAGACCUGGAGGGAAUCGUGGACCGAGCGUCACGAGAGCAAUCACCAAUUGAAGUUAGCAAACACGACACUACGCAGCUCGCCAUCCUCCUCGACAACAUCAAAAAAUCCUUGGAAAAUUGCGAGGAUGCCAUUUGUCGUAUUACCCGGGAUGGUACGGAGGGCAUUACCUUACACAGUACCGUCAACCUUCCAAAACCCCUCGACUCUCUGACUUGGAAAUUUCGCCUGCACAAGAAGACCGCUACAGCGCUCAGAAAUGAGCUCAUUCUUCCACUGCUUGUCUCGUCGCACAUCCAGAAUGAGCGCAUCAAUGACCUCGUCUUCAUCAUGACGACAAAGGAUAGCGCAAUUGAUCGGCUGGUGGAGCAAUAUGAGUCUAGCAAUCUGGAUUUAGCUGCAGCUUUCCCCAGUAUCGGCCGUCUGAAGGCGGGAAGAAGAACUAUCAAACGUGAACAGGCGGCCAGGCACAUUCCCGCGUUGCAAACCUUCCGCGAAGAUGUUUGGAGAAAGGAAACUGGUCGACUAGAGGACUCGGAUGUUACCACACUCGGAAUGUUCCAAGAGGCUUUGUCGCAAUGCAAUGCUGAGGUACCGCCAGAGCUCAGGUCAAGUGAUGCAUACGGUAGCUGGUGGACUGCGAUCCCGAACGGGACCUCGCGUGCAAGGACUGCUUCAGAGAGUAAAGCGAAGAAAACUGCGUAUAUACCAGAGCUGGUGAAAAACACCGCAGAUUCCACCGAAGACGAAACAGACGAUGAUUUCGAAAUACACGAGCAUUUCAGGACGCGUAAAACCUCAAAGCAGCCUACCACGGCACCAGAUCCGACGCCACUAUCAAAGCAGAGUCAACCAGAUCCGAGCGAUGCUGAAUCUACGGAAGACGAUGACGAUUUGGAUGCACCUGCUAAGAGUCCAAGCCUAAGUACAAACUCGCAAAAGUCGCCUUUGCGCGCAAAGUCGGCAACACCUGAAGCGACUCCUCCGACCAAAGAAGAUCCUCCAUCCGUUGUGAAGCUAAGGGCGAAAGGCUUCCGAAUAGGUGGACAGGCGAAGAAGCAGGUGGCUGAACCUCCGUCCCCGCCGCAAGAGAGCGGAGGUGAGCUGCCGGAGGGAGAGCCUCUGCUACCUCAAGAGUCCAUGUUACCGCCAACCUCCCAAAUUGAUUCGCAAGUAAACACCACGCCCAAGAAGCCGAAGAGAACAUUCAAGAUUGGAGGCAAAGGAAAGGCAGUGACAGAUGGCGACGAUUCACAACCCAUCAUUCCAAACACGACUCGUUUACGAUCGCCGACCAUUGAUCUCACGUCUUCUCCCCCGCCGAACAGAACGGUAGAGGAGCCACCGCCGGUAGAAGAGGUGCCCGAAGAGACACCAGAAGAGAAAGCUGAACGAAGGAGGGCUGAGCUGAAGCGGAGAAAUGAGGAAGCGGCCAAGAAGCAGGCACAAACUAAGAAGAAGAAACGAUUCUGAGGGAUAUAUCAAGGACUUAGAGCGAAGAGACCACGUGAAUCAUCACUCUUGGAUUGCUACGUGCCGUGAAAACCAUGUGUAAGUGUUUUCGGAAGUCUAGCACAUUCCCCGCUGAGUGAUGUCUCUGUUUGUAUCGGUCAAGCUGGAUACAAGAAUUCGGGCGCCCAUCAACCAUUCACUCGUGGAUAUAUAUCUGUUCCAUGGAGGAUUUUAUCAUUUUAGAGCUUGGAAGACUCGCCCACUGAUAUAACCUACUACACAACUGCGCUCCACUGGGUUGUUUGUCUCUUUUUGGAUAUUUCACGUUGCGCGCCUUCCUCUUUCACCUGCUGGACCCUUGAGGCUGCUUCACUGUCGAGAAGCCGUAUAUCCCUUCCACGUAGGUUGUUGUCAAUCGCUUAUCGAGCGCCACAACAUCAAUAACGCGC
Dothidotthia symphoricarpi CBS 119687 is the source of this 2162-nucleotide messenger RNA. Its product is annotated as XLF-domain-containing protein. The transcript is spliced from 2 exons. Gene Ontology annotation, biological process: double-strand break repair via nonhomologous end joining. Lineage: Eukaryota; Fungi; Ascomycota; Dothideomycetes; Pleosporales; Dothidotthiaceae. Gene Ontology annotation, molecular function: DNA end binding. Bases 124 to 1734 code for a protein of 536 amino acids. The record is from RefSeq and is a predicted model, not a curated record. Gene Ontology annotation, cellular component: nucleus; DNA ligase IV complex.